UCCAUUUGCUUUAUUUCUUGUUUUGAUUUUAGAAAGAAAAGCAGUAUUGGUAUUGUCUUAAAUUGUGAGUCUUUUCUAGGAAGGUGGCAACUGGCAAAUGAGGGGAAAUUAGCUUUGGAAUAAAUGAAUGUUCACACGCCAACCGCGUUAAUUAACAACAACACUUUUCCUAAUUUGCAUUAAACCUUCUCUCAUAAGCAAACAUACAUUCGAUCGACUAAUAUUACAAUUUUUUUUUAAUUAAUUGUUAUUAUAUAUAUAACACCUGCUAGUAGACGUGACUGUGUUCAUUCCUCUACUCUUCUCUUUUCAGUUUUUUCAUUCUUGUUCAUAUUAAUCAAAUUUUGAUAUGGGCAAGAAACUUGAUGCAUUGUUGGGUAGAAACUUCAAAACUGAUAAAUUUAAACCAACAAUUAAUCUCGCCAUCUCUCGUCUCGCUGUUCUAAAGAAUCAGCGUAACGUGCGUCUAAGACAAGCCCGUUCUGAUGUUCUUCAACUCCUCCAACUUCCUGAUCACCAUCAACGCGCUCUCCUUCGAGUUGAGCAUGUGAUCAAGGAGCAGAAUAUAUUGGAUGUGUAUGAUGAAAUUGAAGGAUAUUUCAACCUCUUGAUUGAAAGGAUCCAUCUCAUUGCACAACAAAGAGAAUGUCCUGAAGAACUAGAGGAGGCAGCAUCAGGAAUACUGUACGCGGCAUCAAGGUGUGGAGAUUUUCCAGAGAUUCAAGAAAUUCGUACAAUUCUUACUUCUAGAUUUGGGAAAGAAUUCGCUGCUCGUGCUAUCGAGUUGAGGAACAACUGUAAAGUCCAGCCUAAGAUAAUUACGAAGCUUUCAACGAGGAUGCCGAGCUUAGAAAACAGAAUGAAGGUUCUCAAGGAAAUUGCUUCUGAGAACAAUAUUACUCUACAGCUUGAACAAGUUUCUUCAACUAUAGGCGAGGUAACAAAUGGGGAAAAACAAAACAAGCACAAGCCUGAGAUAAGGGAAGAAGGGAAUGUCCAAAUUUCGGUUAACGAAGGAAAAGGUGAUGAGUUUUCUGAUUCCUUUAAGGGAAAGAAAAAAUAUAAGGAUGUAGCUGAUGCAGCACAAGCAGCUUUUGAGUCAGCUGCAUAUGCCGCAGCUGCUGCAAGAGCAGCUGUGGAACUUUCAAGAUUUCAAUCACAUGAUGAUGAUGAUGAUGAUCAUGAUGAUGGCCAUAAUAGUUCAAGCCCUCAACCAAGAAAAAUGUCGAAUGGACAUGAUUCUGUUAAAGCUAUGUCAGAGAAGGCAAAUAGUGGUUCAAAUUCAGAUGCUGAUGAGAUUGUUGAUUCAAUGGAUGCAGAAAUUAAGGUUGUUUCUGGAGUUGUAUUGGAAUCCAAGAUGCAGAGUGAACCUUUUAUUGAUUUGGAGAAGAGGCCAUUGUCAGUGAGGACUAGAAAGGUACAAGGUUAUUGAGUAAGUAUGAUUUGAGUGUGUAUGUAUUGUAGCAUAUGUCUUGAGUUUUGUUUUGCUUGCAACCUAAGGCUAAGCUUGUAAAUGCCUCAACAAUUAAAUUUUGGCUUCAUAAGGUUUUAUU
Messenger RNA from Trifolium pratense (red clover), 1553 nucleotides. RefSeq lists its product as uncharacterized. The record is from RefSeq and is a predicted model, not a curated record. Lineage: Eukaryota; Viridiplantae; Streptophyta; Magnoliopsida; Fabales; Fabaceae. The transcript is spliced from 5 exons. Bases 350 to 1432 code for a protein of 360 amino acids. Gene Ontology annotation, biological process: protein transport.